Molecule: messenger RNA, 732 nt
Organism: Danio aesculapii
Lineage: Eukaryota; Metazoa; Chordata; Actinopteri; Cypriniformes; Danionidae
Product: prolyl endopeptidase-like
Exons: 6
Coding region: 1-687 (228 amino acids)
Biological process (GO): proteolysis
Cellular component (GO): Golgi apparatus; cytoskeleton
Molecular function (GO): serine-type endopeptidase activity
Source: RefSeq, a predicted model, not a curated record
AUGGUACAAACAUAUCUGAAUCUGUUUGUAAGGGGUGGAGGUGAGCGUGGUUUCACCUGGCAUCGAGCAGGAUCUGUCCUGCAGAAGCAGAAAGGAGUGGAAGAUCUUGCUGCUUGCAUUCAGACUCUUCAUCAUUUAGGAGUGUCUGGUCCUGAUCUGACUGCCCUCACCGCUCGCAGUGCUGGAGCCAUCCUAGCGGGGGCGCUGUGCAACCAGAACCCACAGCUUAUCAGAGCUCUAGUUCUACAGGCACCUUUUCUGGAUGUACUCGGCACAAUGCAAGACAUUUCCCUGCCGCUAACUUUAGAGGAGAGAGGGGAGUGGGGAGACCCCCUUAUAAGGGAACACAGAGAUAACAUAGCUUCUUACUGUCCCUGCCACAACAUUCAACCUCAGCUUUACCCAUCCAUGCUGAUCACCGCAUACUCAGAGGACCACAGAGUUCCUGUAUCUGGAGUCAUAAAGUACGCGGAAAGACUAAAGAAGGCAAUCCAAAUGUGUACCACUCAGGUUGAUGUUAACGCACGUGUCCCAUCGGUCGUUCUGGACAUCCAGCCUGGAGCUGAUCACUUCGGCCCUGAGGAUUUUCAUCUGUCCUUGAAUGAGAGUGCCCGACAGUUAGCCUUCCUUUAUAAAGAACUUGGACUGUCACUGAACCAGCUAAAAACUCGACGGAGAAGAAAAUAAAAGUCUAAUAAGCUGACUAGCGAGUCCCAAACAUUGCUAGACUAA